AAUGAUGCGGGUGACAGAGUUACUCCAGCUGUUGUUGCCUACUCAGAAAAUGAAGAGGUUGUUGGAUUGGCAGCAAAACAAAGUAGAAUAAGAAAUAUUUCCAAUACAGUCAUGAAAGUAAAGCAGAUCCUUGGCAGAAGCCAGAAAUUUGGUCCUUGGAUCUGGCUUCUCAGCAAUUAGUCCUGAGAGGGAAGAAUCCGUUGGCUCCUGGAAAUAAACUGAAAGCACCCAGAGUUUCCCCACACCUUCAGAUUUGCACCUUGCUGUCCAGGAGCUUUCUUCAGCUAGCCUUCCUUCCCAGUCCACUAUGGCCAAUUCCAAUAGCAGUGCGGGCAUCCGGUGGUCCAGACAGGAGACGCGAACUCUUCUCUCCAUACUAGGCGAGGCAGAAUACAUUCAACGCCUCCAGACUGUGCAUCAUAAUGCAGAUGUCUAUCAGGCUGUGUCUAAGCGAAUGCAGCAGGAAGGCUUCCGCCGCACCGAUCGUCAGUGCCGCUCCAAGUUUAAAGUUCUGAAGGCAUUAUAUUUAAAGGCAUAUGUUGCCCAUGCCACAAGUAUGGGUGACCCACCACACUGUCCAUUUUAUGAGACCUUGGAUCAGCUUCUCCGAAAUCAGGUAGUGACUGACCCAGACAACUUAAUGGAGGAUACUGCUUGGGCCAAGCACUACACUCAGAACUUAAUGGCCUCUGACAACCCAGGGGAAGAGGGAACCGGCAUUCUGAAACCAAAAAGGACUCAGGCAGCAGAUCAUCAGCCUAUCUCGAAAGCAGUUAAGGAAUCAGAUGAGGAUUGUCAACUGAAAAUCACUGACCAGAUGCAAGAAACCAGUGACCUUGAGGACUCCUGGGAUGAAUCCUCAGGUGCAGGGUGCUCUCAAGGGACCCCCAGCUACAACAGUUCCCACCACCUUUUCAGAGGUGCAGUUGCUCCCUGUCAGAGCAGCCCCAUGACCAGACUGGGUGUGUCCGGUGAGCCCAGUCCCUGCACCAGCACGGGCCGAAACACUCCUGGGGUGGCCUUCACACAGCAGCCUCCAAUCUCCUCCGGAGUUCCUUUUUCUGGUGGGGAUAGGCCUUUGACCAGUGAGCCCCCUCCAAGGUGGGCAAGACGAAGAAGGCGGUCAGUGGCCAGGACUAUUGCAGCUGAAUUGGCAGAAAACAGGAGAUUGGCACGAGAACUUUCAAAACGUGAGGAAGAAAAAUUGGACAGGCUGAUUGCUAUUGGUGAGGAGGCCAGUGCUCAGCAAGACACUGCCAAUGAGCUCCGCAGGGAUGCCGUGAUUGCAGUGAGACGCUUGGCAACAGCAGUGGAAGAGGCAACCAGUGCUUUUCAGCUAGGGCUUGAAAAAUUGCUUCAGAAAUUAAUUUCUAACACCAAAAGUUAGGAACUGAUGAUAAAAGGGUAUAUACCCUAAACUGGUAGAAGCCCAUAUCCAAGACUUGCCUUUUGGUGACCUGGAUCUUUUUCCAUGUCCUCAGAGAAAAGAGUGGAUGAGCCGCAGAUAUACAGAAGAGUAGGAAUAUACAUGCUAGUUGUUUUUCCCAAACGUCUCCACUAAUUGAAAGACUUCAGAUAUGUGAGAGGUGGCCUAAUGGAAAAUGGAUGGAGCCAACUCCAGAGCUAGUUAGCCCUGGCUUUGUCACUGAUAUGAGGCAAUUUAGUUUACCUCUCUGCACCAGUUUCCUCAUCAGUAAAAUGGGAGCUAGGUAACAAUUCCUAACCUGCCUACCUCACAGGGAUGUUGUGAGGAUCAAAUGGCUAAUAGAUGUGAAAGGGUUUAAAAGCACUAUAUACACAUGUAAGUUAUUAAAGUAUAUGACCUUGGCUGAGGUAAGGCAAGGACGCAGCACAUUAGUUGACAAGAUAGAAUUAUGGUUGUAUACCAUGAUGAUUUCAUUGCUUGAAUAGUUGUUUAACUUGAUUGUUUUCUGAAGUUUAAAGUCUUCAUUUUUUUUUAAUGCUUCAGUAGCUCAAGACUACUAUAGACACAACAUCUAUUUGUACCUUUCUCUCAUUUUCACUGCUGUCUGUGACAUUCCUACUAGUAAGCACUCAAUAGUCAAACCAUCUUUCCCUCCAUUUUAAUAGUUCUUAGUCUCUAUAGGAUAUAAUUCAAAACUAAUAGGAAGCCACAAUCGUGUUAUGGUUCAUAUUGAUAAUCCAAUAUAAUGAGAUAUUGGCUGUUUAUAAAAUAUUAAAUGUAAGUAAAUUCUUUGCAUUCUAUAUUACUUGGGUCCUUUACAUGCAUAAUUACAUAUUGUAAAAUUUCGAUUGCUAAUUGAAUAUCUUGGAAAGAUUUGGGAUAAUAUCAGUUUCCCAGGUGCUUUUUAGCUAAUUUCAUUCUUUUUUGUUAGCGUUGUUUCUGUGUUGUAUGUUACAGAAGGCAAGCACUAGAAAACUUUCCUUCUAGGGAACUUUCCAAAAUCACUUUUUCUCAGAUGGUGUAGACCAGUGAUGGCGAACCUAUGACACACGUGUCAGAGGUGUCACGCGAACUCAUUUUUUGUUUUACUAUGGUUGCAAAUAUCAAAAAAUUUCUAUAUGUGAGACAGCACCAGUGUUAAGUUAGGGUUUUUCAAAAUGCUGACACGCCGAGCUCAAAAGGUUCGCCAUCACUGGUGUAGACGAAAAAUCACCUAGUUAGUGGCAUGUGGUGGAAAAGAAUAGCUUUGGAAAGAGUUGAGGGUGGUGUGAAUAAAGACUGCUUGCAAUAAAUAACUCCUUUUAAGCACAAGUUCUCAACAAACACAUUUCAUUUUCCCCAAAAAACACAGGUGUUGAGCCAUAUUUCCAAUUUAAAAAGUUUUUCUUCAAUCUCGAGGCUGAAAAAAAGUCUGAGCAUGUUGGAAGAAGUUUUAUAUUUUGCAGGCUUGGGUGCUUAAUGCAGGAAAUACAAAUAGGUGAAUAAAUCGUUAAAAAACAGUGGGAACAUACCUGGAACCAUGAAUAGAUGUCAAGCAAGUGAGCUGCUCUGUUGAGUGGGUAAUGGAUGGAGGCAGCAGCUGCUGUGGUAGCAUACACUGUAAUCAAGUUAGAACUCCUGGGUUCUAAUCCUGUCACAGUUACAUUGGCAAAUCAUUUGAGUUGUUUUAGGUCACUAAAUGGCGGGAUAUGUGUCAGUUGUAACUAGAUAACACUAAUGUAGGUAGGUAGACAUUUUGGAAAAACAGGGAAAUACUUGGUGAAAAAUGAGGCCUGUACUAUAUUAAUCUAUUAAUGAUAGCAAAAUAAAUAGGCAGUGAUUUAUUUAAGAUAAAGGAAGUGCUAAAGUAUAGAAGUGGAGUUAAACUUUGAAGGUAAUAUUGUAAAAAGCUAAUGGGUAAUGUAACCUUAAUGUGGGAAUAAAACUAAAGGAAAAUAACUUAAAGAAGUGAACAGAACAGAAAUAGGUAAAAUAUUAUAAAGAGGACGGAAGUUGUAAUAAGGGGAUGUUAUCUGAAAGAAAAAAAGCCCAGAAAUCCUACUUAAGUUCCAGGCCAAACCAUUACUACCUGUCCAUCCUUAAGUGGGUCAUUUUACCAUUCUACUAGUAUAUUUCAGGAUCCUCACCUAUUAAGAAACUGGUAACUAUUCUACCUACCUCACGGGAUUGUUGUGAGGGUCAAAGGAACAGAUAAAUGUAAAAAUGCUUUCAUACAUGGAAAGCACUAUACUGUGACAGUAGUGGGAAAGAAGACCCUGUGCAUGUUAGUACUGGUAUGUGCCCGGUCUAAGGGCCUGCUGACCAUGCAAGAGACAUGUAAGGAAGGAGGAGGAAGAGAAAAUGGCAUUGCUGAUAAAGGUUGUGAUACUAUGGUAGGGUUAACAUUCUGCCUCCUUAAGACCAUGAUGUAAAUAAGGUGCUGUGUAUACUAACCUCCCACCACCCUUUGUUUUUCUGUUACAUAAUUAAUCCUGGUGUGGACAAAUAAAGUUUUUAUUUGUAUGUA
Myotis daubentonii (Daubenton's bat) is the source of this 3932-nucleotide messenger RNA. RefSeq names its product Myb/SANT DNA binding domain containing 7 (gene MSANTD7). Lineage: Eukaryota; Metazoa; Chordata; Mammalia; Chiroptera; Vespertilionidae. The record is from RefSeq and is a predicted model, not a curated record.